Molecule: messenger RNA, 4199 nt
Organism: Lucilia sericata (common green bottle fly)
Lineage: Eukaryota; Metazoa; Arthropoda; Insecta; Diptera; Calliphoridae
Product: anaphase-promoting complex subunit 1-like
Biological process (GO): anaphase-promoting complex-dependent catabolic process; metaphase/anaphase transition of mitotic cell cycle; protein K11-linked ubiquitination
Cellular component (GO): anaphase-promoting complex
Molecular function (GO): molecular adaptor activity
Source: RefSeq, a predicted model, not a curated record
UUUCCUCGUCGCAGUAGUCUCUUGCCUUCAGCACAAAAACCAGGAGACACUACUUUUGAAGACGAGUUACAUUUGCUAUCACCAGUACACCCCCUGCAACCGCAGUUUUCCAAUAGAAACAGCAACAUUUGUUUGGGUCUACGUGAUCCGGCCGUUAAUCGUCUUACUUUAGUCUAUAGUUCGGGGAAAAUGUUGCGCAUUUCCUUGCCCUUAAUAAAUGAAACUAAAUUUGUUACUCGCUGCAUCAAAGCUUUAAAACAAGUCCUCAAAAAAGAUCAAUACAUACAGCUUAUUACCAAAUGGUAUGGAGCACGAAAUCCGCCCGGAUCACGAGAUUAUUCUAUCGAACAAGAAUGGGAAAUAUUUUGUAAUGUUUUAUUAGAUCUAAUGGGAUUUUCAGCUGUUAUGCAUGAUUAUAGCAGUAACACUGCUACAUCGUUUAGUGCUGAGGAGCCAAAGAAAAGAAAGAAAAAUGAUGAAAUACAUUCGGGUACCGAAGAAGAUUGGCAAUUUAUGUUGUCCAUUCUAGAAGGUUCAGAUAAUAAGCCACCAAAAGAAAAUAAUUCACAAUGUACAAAUAUUGAUACUACGGCUUGUUUAUUCAAUACCAUACCGGCUAUAUUUUAUAGUUUUCAUUUACUCUAUGAGGAUUUUAAAUUGGACGAUACUAUGCAUGCACAUUUGUUGCCAUUAGCCAAGUUUCUGCAUCAAUUAGCCUACGAUAUGCAAUUACAAUCGUAUACAUUUCAUUAUGCUAUGGAUUUUCCUUUGCUGGUGAAAAAUUGUUCCAAAACUUGUAUUUUAACCGAGCAACAUGGUUCUCAAAUGUCCUAUAAGGAACUUUUACAGGUGCAAGCUCCUAGUGUUUUUAACCAACUGGAAUUUAUAAUACGAAAUAAAGACACUUUGCCCUAUAAUUAUGUGGAAGGUAUAAAUGAUUUAAGUCGCAAUGUUUUACAGGUGGUCUCACUUGUUAUGCAUGGCACUAAUAAAAUCAAACAUUGGAUAAAACCGUUUGAAUUUACCGAUUCUGUACAAUCAUUUUUUGCUAAAAAACCCAAAAGAUUUAUAUCAACUAAUGUCUCCCGAUCCGAACAGGUUAUACAAAUGUUAAUCAAUAUGAAAAUGACACGUAAAGAUAUAGAACAUUUACCGGUAGCUGUACACUUAAUAAUAUCCGAAUGUUUGGAAUACUCUAGAUUAGAACCACCUAUAGGUUGCUCACCUGCUACAUAUGAAUUAAUUUUGCGCUCUGAUUUAGUUGCUCAUGCUAAAUUACAUAAUUGUGAUUUUGCAACACUAAAUAAAAGUUCAAAUUAUUUGCAAAACAUGAAUAUAGACACAGAAGAUUCAUUAUCUGCUCGCUGUCCACCUUCUAAAAGUGGUAUAUCCCAGAUGGAAGGUGCUUUAGAUGAUGGCAUGGAUAAUAUAGAUACCAAACUUUUAAGUCUACGUUAUCCUGAUGAUAUGCGCAUAACAGAAGUUCGUAGACUGUUAACAUCAUCAGAGCCCGUAAUUAUAGAUAUUACCCAAUCGCCCGGCACUUCUGAUCAUGAAUUUAUUGAAGAGCAAGAAAAACAAUUAUUUACCUUGUGUACUCGAACCAUGACUUUGCCUUUGGGUAGGGGUAUGUUUACUUUAAGAACUUCCAUACCUACACCAACCGAAUCCAUGCCCAUACCAAAACUAUGUCUAACCGGCAAGGAACCCAUUAAAGGAGCCACUGUUGAAAUGCAACAAAUUGAAUUUCCCGCCAAUAUGAGUUUAUGGCCAACAUUUCAUAAUGGUGUAGCAGCUGGCCUGAAAAUAUCACCAAAUGCGCGUGAUGUAGACUCCACCUGGAUUGUUUACAAUAAGCCAAAAGGACAAGCCGAGAUAUCUACAGAACAUGCAGGAUUUUUAAUGGCUCUCGGCUUGAAUAAUCAUUUGAAGACUUUAUCUUUCAUGAGUAUUUACGAAUACUUAGUAAAGUGUGAUGAAAUGACCAGUGUGGGUUUGCUCUUGGGAAUAUCAGCCACUCAUAGAGGUACUAUGAAUAACACUACCACUAAACUCUUAAGUGUACACAUUGAGGCUUUAUUACCAGCCACCGCCUUGGAAUUAGAUAUUCCCCAAAAUAUACAGGUGGCUUCUUUAAUGGGCAUUGGUCUAUUGUACCAAGGUACCGCGAAAAGGCAUAUAGCCGAGGUUUUAUUGCAAGAAGUGGGACGACCUCCCGGACCCGAAAUGGAAAAUUGUGUUGAGAGAGAAUCGUAUGCCUUAACAGCUGGUCUGGCUUUAGGUUUAGUAACUCUAGGACAGGGUGAAUCUCCGGCAGGCUUAAGAGAUCUACAAUUACCCGAUACUUUGCACUAUUAUAUGGUGGGCGGCAAUAAACGUUUGCUAACUGGUUCUCAAAAAGAAAAAUAUAAACUACCCUCAUUCCAAGUACGCGAAGGUGAUCAGGUUAAUAUUGAUGUUACAGCUCCCGGAGCUACUCUGGCACUUGGUCUUAUGUUUUAUAAUACCGAUAAUAAAGCUGUUGCUGAAUGGAUGAAUCCACCAAAUACACGUUAUUUGUUAGAUCUUGUACGGCCCGAUUUAUUAUUACUACGCACAAUUGCUCAUGGUUUAAUAAUGUGGAGUGAUGUUCAGCCGGAUGAAGAAUGGCUGCACAAUCAAUUCCCUGUAAAUUUAAGAUUUGAUGUAGAAAAGGGAGCACAAGUUAAUGAAAAUGAGGAUAUCGAUCAUGAAGCCAUAACGCAAGCUUAUUGUAAUAUUAUUGCGGGUGCAGCUUUUUGUAUUGGUUUAAAAUAUGCUGGUACCGAAAAUCCCGUGGCCUUCAAAACCCUUAGAAGAGAAAAAUUGUUUUUGGGAUUUUCUGGAAAAUAUGUGGGCGAAUUUGCUGGACGCACAACUAUAGAGAACAGUCUUAUGGUUAUUCUACUAGCCAUAUCAUUGGUGUUUGCCGGAUCGGGUGAUUUAGAAAUACUCCGCAUUAUACGCUAUUUACGUUCCAGAAUUGGUACACAACAUCCUCAUGUAACUUAUGGUUCUCAUAUGGCAAUACACAUGGCUUUAGGAUUUCUAUUUUUGGGUGCCGGUCGUUUUACCAUAGCCAAAACUCCGGAAGCAGUGGCAGCUUUAGUAUGUGCUCUUUUUCCAAAGUUCCCAACACACAGUAAUGAUAACAGAUAUCAUCUACAAGCUUUCCGGCAUCUUUAUGUUUUGGCUGUAGAACCUCGUCUGUUUUUGCCCCGUGAUAUAGACACACGGAAAUUAUGUUUAUGUAAUAUAUCAGUAUUGGAAAUUGGCUCUAAGGAGUUGAGACGUUUACCUAUGGCUCCCUGUAUGUUGCCUGAAUUAAAUACUUUACAGAAAGUUGUAGUAGAUGAUCCCAACUAUUGGCCAGUAUCUUUUGAAAAGGAUCGUAAUUGGAAUCAAUUAGUUAAAGCUUUGGAAAAUUCAGCUUGUAUAGAGAUUAAGAAACGUUCGGGCUGUUUAUCGCAUCUAGAGGAUCCCGAUCGCCUGAAAAGUCUAUUCUCACAAACUUUAACGACAGAACAAAGCGUUUGCUGGGAAAUAGAUCCCAAAACAUUGGAACGAUUUUCAAAUGAGCCAUAUGUUAUAGGAUUUACAGAUCGCUUGUUGCAUUUGGAUGAAACAGAAACCUCAUCCGGAGAAUUAGCUUUAAAACAGCAUUUAACAAUGUUAUUUUACAAUGCAGUUGUAAAGGACAAAAUGCAUGUUUUACCCAUUUACUUGGCCACUUAUAAUCAUGUUUUACACUUGAAAACGCAACAACUAAAUUUCAAUGAUAUUUGGCAAUUGAAAUUGAUGAGCUCCUAUUUGCUGCAUUACACUCAUAUACUUUUCUCUAAAGAGCUGAUAUUGGCCUAUAUUGAACAAUUUCAAACAUUCAUCGAUAACUGUCGUCAACAGUUGUCUUUACCCUUAAGACAGUUUAUAGGUUCACGUGACUUUGAACCACAUAUUAUAGCUAAUCUUUCAAGCCAAGAUGUUGCGCGUUUGGUAGCUGUCAUAAUUUUCUAUCAACUUACACCAAAUUUAAUGAAUUUAAUUGUUCAGCCUCCAGUUAAUUAUAUUGGUUAUAUAAAAGAAUUUCAAAAACUUCAAUUGGAUGCAUCAACUACACAAUGUUUAUUAAAAGUGUUGCAAGCAACAAGUGCCUAAAAGGUUACUUUCAGCUAAAAAUAAAA